CCGAGUGGCAUUUAGAGGCCUAUUUCCAAACGCAUAAUAGAGUCUAAUACUCUAUGUACAGUAAUAUCAGUGUUCUUCUAAAACGCUAAUGAAUUAAUAACGACAUUUCAAUAGUGACGACAAGGCUAUUCACAGUUAUAUUGAGUAUGGCUCGUCGUGUUGCAGUUGUUACGGGUGCAAAUAAAGGAAUCGGCAGGUCAAUCGUUAAGCAUAUGUUGGACCGAGGCUUUCAGGGUGAUGUGAUACUUACGGCCAGAGACCAAACGAGGGGAACUGAAACGGUUGAAGAAUUGUCGAGAUUAUGCAAAAAAGCACCGCUUUUCCAUCAACUCGACGUUACCGACAGUGUUUCGAUUGAGAAGCUCAGGGACUACCUGCAGAGAGCAUAUGGCGGGCUUGACGUAUUAGUCAACAAUGCUGGCAUAAUGUACUACCAUGAAUUAACAACAUCAUAUGUAGAGCAAGCGGAAGCCAUUAUUAACACGAACUAUUUCGGAAUUCUCAAUACCAGCAAAAGCCUUUUUCCUAUCUUGCGGCCGUCUGCCAGGAUUGUUCAUGUCUCCUCGAUGCUCGGCCACCUCAGCAAAAUACGAAACCCCGAACUUCGUGCACGUUUUGCUGCAAAAGAUUUAACAGAAGAGAAAUUGACUGCACUGAUGCACGAGUUUCUUUCUGCUGCAAAAGAAGGUACCAAUGAAAAGCUGGGUUGGGGCUCAUCGUCCUAUAACGUGUCAAAGGUCGCUGUGUGCGCUCUUGGCUUCAUCCAUCAACGGCAGUUUGACGCAGAUCUAAGGGAGGACCUGAUUGUGAACAGUGUUCAUCCCGGAUACGUAAAUACCGAUAUGACCAAACACAAAGGCCCGCUUACACCUGAUCAAGGUGCAGAUGCUCCAGCUUAUCUAGCCAUGUUACCCGCUAAAGACUUGUCAAAUCCAAAAGGACAAUUCGUUUGGUAUACCAGAAAAGUCGUUCAGUGGGAUAGUGAAACGAUGCCUACAGGUUAAAACUUCUAUACUAGUUCGUAGUUUAUAUAACUUGUUGUUUGAUGAUACACUUUCUUGUGCAUCUUUGUUAUUUAGCAUUUCUAUAGCUAUGCAUCUGUUUGAUUAUUAUAAAUAGAUAAGUGAAACUUUUUGAAAAAAACCUCCUUCACACACAUCCUAAACUUAAGUGUAUAUAUUUAUAUAUACUAUUAUUGACCACUCAAAUAAAGCCACCUACAGGUUGAAUUUUAUUGAAGAUAU
Messenger RNA from Varroa destructor (honeybee mite), 1244 nucleotides. RefSeq names its product carbonyl reductase [NADPH] 1-like. Gene Ontology annotation, molecular function: carbonyl reductase (NADPH) activity. The record is from RefSeq and is a predicted model, not a curated record. NCBI's taxonomy places the organism in Eukaryota, Metazoa, Arthropoda, Arachnida, Mesostigmata, Varroidae.